AUGGAACAUAAUACAAGUUUCGAGAGAGCUAUUUAUUGGACUAGAUUGAGUGUGCGCCUCGUAUGCACUUGGCCCCCUCCAAGCGGAGCUACAAAGUGGCAGACGACCAAGGAGAACAUCGCCUGGAGUAUCUCCUUCGUCAGUCUUCUGUGCCUUUUCGUUCCCCUUUUACACUCGAUUUACGAGUAUCGUUCGAAUUUCAUAAUCGUCACUCACUCAACUUCUUUGUGCUUUUCUUGUGCCAUGAGCCUUUCCAAGAGCCUCACUCUGCGACUGCAUCGAAAAAAAAUUCAGAUUUUGAUCGACGAAAUGGAGGAAUUUUUGAAAAAUGCCCAACCCCACGAAAAGCAGAUUUUGCGAAACAACGUCAACAGAUUUUGCAUGUUUCACUGUGCAAUAUCGUUCAUGAAUUAUUUAUCGAGUAUCACGAUAAGUAUGAGUCCGUUCAUUCUGCCCAAUCAGCGAAUGCCAACUUUCGCGACUUAUCCAUUUUCCAUUGAUUCUGGUCUACCGAUGUACCUCAUUUACGUCCAUCAAUCCAUCGUCGGGCUACAAUGUUCUGCCGGUCUGACCGUCGACUGCCAAGUCGCACUGAUGAUGUGGUUCGCUGGCGCGAGGCUCGAAAUCCUCGCUGAGGAAAUAAAAAAAUUUAAAAAUAUCAAAAACUACAGUUCCAUUGUUAAAAAACAUGAAAAACUCUUGUCAUACGUCGUUCGAGUCUCUGGAACAAUGUGCUACGUCGCGUUCACAACCAGCUGCGUUUGUGGCAUCGCCUUAAUCAUGUUCUGCCUCCAGCUCGUCGGUAAUCAACCGUGGAGCGUCAAGCUCCAAUUCGGCCCAGGAAUACUCGUUUGCUUCAUAAAUCUGAUGGUCUGCACUUGGCCAACGGAAAACAUGAUGGGAAUGUGCGAUCGAAUAGGGACGAACGUGUACAGCACUCCGUGGGUUGGAAUGCGACCAGAAUCAUCGAGAGACAUAAUAAUGAUAUUACGAAGAUCUCAACGACCGGUUCAAGUGUCGAUCGGUGGUUUUCUUCCCUCUCUUUCCUUCAGGUUUUAUGCAUCGUUUCUUUCAGCGGUAUUUUCUUACUUCACUACGAUUCGUCUGGUCGUGAUGACGGAAGCUGAUAACUGA
Messenger RNA from Venturia canescens, 1134 nucleotides. RefSeq lists its product as uncharacterized. Bases 1 to 1134 code for a protein of 377 amino acids. The transcript has 5 exons. Gene Ontology annotation, biological process: detection of chemical stimulus involved in sensory perception of smell; sensory perception of smell. The record is from RefSeq and is a predicted model, not a curated record. NCBI's taxonomy places the organism in Eukaryota, Metazoa, Arthropoda, Insecta, Hymenoptera, Ichneumonidae. Gene Ontology annotation, molecular function: olfactory receptor activity; odorant binding. Gene Ontology annotation, cellular component: plasma membrane.